AUGGGCGACGGUAAUCACUUACCAUCCAGGGUACAGUUACCGAAUGUAGCCAUUACAGAUAAAGAUUUUCUAAAUAUUGACAUGGAACAAAACCUUAACCCAGUCCCAUUCAUAAGAUACCUCUUUAAAUCGGAAAGUGCAAGAACAGCAUUAAGACCUGAUGCUGUAUCAGCCAUAAAACGUCGCUGUAUUAAAUUUCAUGUGAAACUAGCAACGGAAAUUCAACAAAGAUUGCCUACUAAUUAUAGUGUGCUGGAGUUGAUGUCUAGAUUAUCCCCAGAGACGAUUCUUUGCCAAGCCAUUGGGAAAAAUAUAAAGUACUCAUACAAAAACGAUCCUCAACCAACAACACCUUCAGCAUCGGCGUCGACGUCAACGAUAGUACAGUCGGCGUCUGUGGAUGAUGAUGAAGUUAUACCAUUUGAUAAUUUUGAAUUUUAA
Molecule: messenger RNA, 441 nt
Organism: Diatraea saccharalis (sugarcane borer)
Lineage: Eukaryota; Metazoa; Arthropoda; Insecta; Lepidoptera; Crambidae
Source: the annotation of a GenBank genome assembly